This is a messenger RNA of Solanum verrucosum, 898 nucleotides long. RefSeq names its product sec14 cytosolic factor-like. Lineage: Eukaryota; Viridiplantae; Streptophyta; Magnoliopsida; Solanales; Solanaceae. The transcript is spliced from 6 exons. Bases 44 to 766 code for a protein of 240 amino acids. The record is from RefSeq and is a predicted model, not a curated record.
UUUUUGAAUUGGCAAAACAAAAAGAAAAAGCAGAUAACUAAGAAUGGAUAGAAAUCAAGAAAUUGCAUUGACACAAAUGAGGAAAUCAGUUGAAAAACUUGGAUCUUCCACUGAAAGUUAUGGAGAGAAGACACUAAUGAGGUUCUUGAUUGCAAGAUCAAUGAACCCAGAGAAAACUGCAAAGAUGUUUUGUCAGUGGAAAAAAUGGAGGGCUGAAAUGGUUCCAAUUGGGUACAUCACUGAUUCUGAAGUUGCAGAUGAAUUAGCAGCUGAAAAAAUUUAUUUGCAGGGAUUAUCCAAGAAUGGCCACCCUGUUGUGAUGGUUAAAAGUAACAAACAUUUUCCUUCCAAGGAUCAAGUUCAAUUCAAGAAAUUUGUGGUUCAUCUACUGGACAAAACAAUUGCAAGUUCGUUCAAUGGUAGAGAAACAGGAAAUGAGAAACUUAUUGGAAUUGUUGAUCUCCAAGAUAUUACCUAUAGCAAUGCUGAUCUUCGUGGACUGAUCACUGGUUUUCAGUUUUUACAGGCGUACUACCCUGAACGCUUAGCUAUUUGUUACCUUUUAAACAUGCCACAAUUCUUUGUCACCGUAUGGAGAUUUGUUUGUCUCUUCCUUGAUAAAGCAACUCAGGAGAAGGUUAGGAUUGUUACAAGUGAAGAACAAAAGCAAGAGUUCAUCAGAGAGGUUGGUGAAGACGUCUUACCAGAGGAGUAUGGAGGGCGCGCUAAACUUGUACUUCUGCAGAAUGUUGCUGUGAACUACUAACACAAAGUAAAGGAAUAAUAGAAAUGUGAAAUAAGAUGAAAAAGAAUAGCUUCACAGACAUACUAAUUAGGCAUAAUGUAUAAACAUACACUCACAUUUGACCUCAGCUAGCAAGUAAGCACUCCAACUUCG